Molecule: messenger RNA, 1372 nt
Organism: Polyodon spathula (Mississippi paddlefish)
Lineage: Eukaryota; Metazoa; Chordata; Actinopteri; Acipenseriformes; Polyodontidae
Product: ankyrin repeat domain-containing protein 2-like
Exons: 9
Coding region: 259-1200 (313 amino acids)
Biological process (GO): regulation of transcription by RNA polymerase II
Cellular component (GO): nucleus
Molecular function (GO): RNA polymerase II-specific DNA-binding transcription factor binding
Source: RefSeq, a predicted model, not a curated record
CCACUGGGGAAAAUAAAAGGACACCCGCUUGAUUGUCGCACAGCAUUACUAUCCAGAACUGAAAACACCGUAGGAAACAUACGUGGACGAUUUCUUUCGCCCAAAUAAAUCUAAUUACGUUAACUAAAUACCAAUUACCAACAGAAAAAACAAAAAAUUAAUAUAAUAUUACUGUUUUAUUGUUUAUUUUUUUCCAAAUCACCUAACUAUACAAAUUGUUUAUUGUUCUGUAAUUUUUUAUUCUAAUCUAUAUUCCCAAUGAUGGACGCUGAAGUCGAGUGGGCUACCGACCUGAUAGACAAGAAAUUGCUGAUGGAGAAGAAAAAUAAUAAACUCAAGGCGCAUUGCAGGAAGCUGGGGGUUGUGAAAAUUGACACGGCAGAACUUGAAGAGGAAAAGUACAGUGAACCAAAAAUCAAGGGGCUCGCCAAAAUCCAAGCUGAGGAGCGAGUGCGGAAAACCUCGUCAGACCUGCGCAUGGAGAUCCUCGACGUGGGCAGCAUCCAGAACCUCAUCGAGCUGCGGAAGAUGAGGAAGAACCGGAAGAAGAAAGUAGCACCCCCUCCUGAGCCAGAGCCUGAGGAGAUUACAGGACCCAUUGAUGUCCCAAGAUUCCUGAAAGCAGCUGUUGAAGGGAAAAUAAAAGUCAUUGAGAAGUUCCUUGAGGAUGGAGGCAACCCAGAUUCAUGUGAUGAGUUUAAAAGGACAGCCCUGCAAAGGUCAUCUCUUGAGGGCCACACUGAAAUCGUCCAGAAACUCUUGGACAAAGGUGCCGAUGCCAACUUCAGAGACAGGCUGGACUGCACUGCUGUGCACUGGGCUUGUCGAGGCGGCCGGCUGGAUGUCCUCAAAUCUCUGCAGAACAGUGGAGCUGACCUCAAUGUAAAGGACAAGCUCAUGAGCAAUCCACUGCACGUGGCCACCAGGACAGGCCGUUACGAUGUUGUGGAGCACCUGAUAGCCAGUGGGAUUAAUGUCAACGCCAAGGACAGGGAAGGCGAUACCGCUCUGCAUGAUGCAGUCCGUCUGAACCGAUACAAAAUCGUCAAACUGCUCAUCAUGCAUGGAGCCAACAUGAUGGCCAAGAAUGCGGAUGGGAAGACCCCCACAGAGCUGGUGAAGCAGUGGCAAUUCGACACCAAGGAUGUGCUGGAGGGACUGGUUCAGAGCAAAGACUCUGAAGCAGAGAAAAAAGCCUAGAGAGGGGGUAGAGGAGAGAUUGAUAAGGGGAAGAGGAGGGUUGAGAGACCCAAAGGAGGACUGUCCAGCAGUUGGCUGGUGGUAUAUUUCAGCCCCCCAUACUGCAUGUUGACGGUUGUUACCUUCAGUUGUGAGAGGUGUGAUACAUGCAGUAUAUUCACUCCUCAAUCCA